GGACCUUCAGAAUGUUUGAGUUCACUUAGCUACCAUCGCCGCUCUCCUCACAGUGAGACUGAGCUCUGGGUAAGCUCUGAAUAUGCCUUAAAGGCCUUGGUCUUGAGAGAACAGAGCAGGUGCUCACACGGAAAAAGAAAGUUACACAGAGAUAGCCUGGGUUUGGAAUCAGGCGGACCGGCUUCCUUCAUUGGGAAACCGAAUACAACAUUAUGUCCACACCGGUGGCAUCAGAGACCACACAAAGGCUUCAGAAGCCAAAGAAAGGUCAAAAGAGAAAAGUGCCUGUGAAAGCAAUGCUAGCUGUGACAGACAGAAGAUCAGAGAUGUCACCUGUCUCCCCAAAGGUGUCCUGCAAGCAGAAUGAUUCAGGGAAGCAGGUGCCAGGGGAUAAAGUUUGCUUGGCACAAAAAGCUCCACAGGCGAGCAGCAUUCUGGCUUCCAGUGAUGCCUCUGCAGGGGAUGUCCCGGAGCAGAGAUCCAAGAGGAAGAGAGGCCAAAGAAAAAGAAAACUGGAGAAUAUCAAGACAGAUCCAGAAGCCUGUAUCGUUCUUGCCUCCAGUGAUGCCUCUGCAGGGGAUGUCCCUGUGCAGCGAACCAAAAGGAAGAGGGUCCACAAGACAAAGACACUGGUGGAUGUCAAAGCAGCUACCCAGGAGAACAGCAUGCAGGCCUCUAGCACAGCCACCCCUGAAGCUGCCCCUGGAACUGCCUCAGAGCUCAAGUUCCUCAGGAGGGGGAAGAGGAAGAGCAUAUGGACUGUGGACCGUAUAGAGGGGACAAAACUCAUAAUGAACAAGAAGAGAAGACCCAGCUAUCGCCCUGAGGACCUCGAAGCAUUCUACCGACUCCUGGAGGAUCCUGUGGUCCAGAACUUCUUGGCAGCUGACAUCUUCUUCAGGGUGACCGACAAGUAUCUGCUGUCUAUGGUGGUGGAGUACUUUGGUCGCGUUGGGCUUCCUGGACAUCUCUACAACAGGAUCCACUUCUUCCUGGCCCUUUACAUCGCCUGCGACAUGGAGGAAGACGACCCCAUAUCCAAGAGGAGCAUCUUCCAAUUCCUGCUGGGCAGGGACACCUGGCAAGACUUGUACAAGGAUUUCCUGAAGCUGCAGAGGGAUUUCUUCCAAGCCAUGGAUUACCGAGCCUGGGUCACACCAGAGCAGUGUGUAGAGAUCCAGAACCAGAACCCACACCACUGGGUCUGGAGCCGGGUGCGCCAGGGCACCCCUUAGCUUCCCGGGCCUGGGAACCAUCUGCAGGGUCGUGGAGCAUGGGGCUGUGCCUGAACCAGGUGAGUGGAGGGCCUAGCCAGGGGCUCCACAUGCAUGGGCUAGCUCUGUCCUCUGGGUCCCUGAAUCAGUAUUCUGGUCUGUGUAGACAUGAGAGGAAGCAUAGGAGCACUGCUGAGAUACAGAAAGUAUCCCUCAAUUCUCCAGCCAGAUUGCGUUGCAGGACCACGGAAUCCAUGACACAAGACUUAAUCCACACGCCUUCGUUUUGUUGUGUUGUGUUUUAUUUGUAACUCCCGGGGAAAAUUUAAACUUACAUCAUCUAGGCGACGACUCGUUUGAGCUCAGGUGACAUUUUAAAAUAUACCUAGGUGAAAAACACUGGAGGAAUCCACUCCAGUGAAGAGGCUUCGGCUUCGUUGCGUGGCUCUUGGGAGAGAAGAGAAAUUCCAACCUCUGGUUUUGUAUGUUUCACACCUACAUAAAGAAAGGCUCUCUGUGGGCCCGUGGAGAACAUGAUCAGAUCACAUGAUUAGGUCACAUGAUUCAUGUCAAACGAAGUCCUGACAUGGAUAGUCUCUGGAAAACAGUGAGACUGCAGGGAACAAUGAGGAGCGAGUCAGCAGGGAAUUCUGUGAGGACGACAACUGCUAAUCACAGGAUCAACCCUGUCUGGCACCGCACUCCAAGGCAGCCCUCUUUGGUUGAAGUUUUCCUUCCUAUUUGGAUCUACUCAAAGUGGAGGGAGAACUCUAGUGAGAGGCUCAAGGGUCUCUUUGUCCUGGCAUAUGGUUGUGCUAAAAGAACCCACUAGGUAUCCUACCAUGCUGCAGGUUGCAGGUUGUGACUGGGACUCACCUGCCCCAAGGAGCGGACAGAGUAGAGGAAAGAAGAAAUCAGGAACCCUGAGUUAUAAGAAAACCCAGUUUAUCAGAAGUUUUGCUUCAUCCCCUGGACUUUCCUAGAAUAGUAAACCUCACCACACACACACACACACACACACACACACACACACACACACACGGGAUCUCAAGAUUCAGCAUCAAUAUUCAUGUCUACUCUGGUUCCAUCAUUUGGAACAGUGAGAAGUGGCCCUAAUCUUCCAUAGCGUUUUCUACCAUAAACUUUGUGUGCAGGAAUUUGAUGUUCAGGAAUUUACCUUUUCUAUCCUAACAACACACACACACUCUCUCUCUCUCUCUCUCUCUCUCCUUGUAGCUCCUGUCCACCCCUGCCACCCCCUAUCCCCAACAAGAAGCUAGAGCUUAUCCCCAUGAUACAGGCACCCGAAGAACCCAUCAUCCGGCCCUGGUUCUCCUUACACCUUCAGGAUGAAGGAUCCAGGAGAGCAUGUGCCUUAGCUCUGGGGUAUAGCAUGGGACCAGGAAAGGAGGAACAAGCGAAGUCGGAAGAUGAAAAUGGGCCCACCUGCUGGGCAAGCAAUGUCUUUGGAAAUUAUUGUCAAUUUCCAAAAUAGUCCACCAGGUCAUCCAAUAAUGGCUUAUCCCACACGGUGAUGGGGAAAUCUCCCCAGGGGGCUGAUGGGAAGCACUAAGACACUGAGCAUAAAGACGUGGAGACCUGAGGCAUAAUCAAAGUAGGAUAGGAGAAAGGGGAUCACAUGAAAGUGCAGGCUACUACCACUGGGGGACAACCCAACCUGCAAAGGAGAGAGUCAGGAAGCAGAGGUGGGUGAGGGGGAAAUGAGGAGAUAGAUCCCCAACACCGGGAGCAAAGUGUUGAAAGCUGAAGAGGGAAGAUGGACUCACAGAGGACAAGGAGGGCCAAUCCCGGGGUCACAGUGGUACUUGCAGCCUUGACAAGUGCAAACAGGAUUGAAAACAAAAGAGACAAAGACAUAAAUUUGGGACACUA
This is a messenger RNA of Rattus norvegicus (Norway rat), 3107 nucleotides long. The record is from RefSeq and is a predicted model, not a curated record. NCBI's taxonomy places the organism in Eukaryota, Metazoa, Chordata, Mammalia, Rodentia, Muridae.